AUGUCUUCUGACACAAUAACCUUAUUCGACAUCCCCACCAAGCCGCCCCAGGUUUGUUGGUCGAUGAAUAUCUGGAGAACGCGUUUGCUUCUCAACUUUAAGGGUCUGGAAUACAAGACUGAAUGGCUAGAGUAUCCUCAAAUCAAGGAGCGACUAAGCGGACAUGUCUCACCUAAUGAACAAGAACCCGAGUUCACGCUCCCAGCCAUCCAGAUGCCCGACGGCACCUACGUAAUGGACUCUUACAAAAUCGUCGACUUCAUCGAGGCCAAAUACCCUAAGCCCAGCGUUCAUCUCAAUGACCCAAUGCAGUCGCGUCUUAGGGCAUCGAUGGUGAAGUUCAUGACGCAGAUGACACCCAUUUACGUCCCUGGAGUGGCUAAGAACAUUCUUGGCGACAAGAGCAUUGACUUUUUCCUCGCCACGCGACAAGAAGACGUUGGCAUGCCGCUGUAUGAAUACGGAGAGAAAAACUCACCCGGUGCUCUGGACAGAGCGGAGCCUUUCGCCCGGGAGAUUACAGAAUUGCUUAAGGAAAAUAGCUCUGGGCCUUACUUUUUGGGUGAUACUGUUAGUUACACGGAUUUUAUCUGGGGUGGCAUUUUGCUUUUUUUCCAGUGCUUGGGUGAUAAAGAAUUUCAGGAAGUGCUGGACAAGACUGGAGACGCCGAUGUCCAUACAAGGUUUCUCGAGGGACUCAGUGCCUGGACCAAGCGGAACGAUUGA
Molecule: messenger RNA, 726 nt
Organism: Fusarium coffeatum
Lineage: Eukaryota; Fungi; Ascomycota; Sordariomycetes; Hypocreales; Nectriaceae
Exons: 4
Coding region: 1-726 (241 amino acids)
Source: RefSeq, a predicted model, not a curated record